Messenger RNA from Vicia faba (fava bean), 1641 nucleotides. Lineage: Eukaryota; Viridiplantae; Streptophyta; Magnoliopsida; Fabales; Fabaceae. The record is from the annotation of a GenBank genome assembly.
AUGAAGCUCAGCUUAGAACUAGGAGUAACAACAACACUUCUUCUAUGUGCUGCUAUUUCUUUCUUCCACAUUACUUCAGCUGAAGAUCCAUAUAAAUUCUUCAACUGGAAUGUUACUUACGGUGACAUUUACCCACUUGGAGUUCGCCAAACAGGUAUAUUGAUCAAUGGACAAUUCCCUGGUCCAGACAUUCAUUCUGUUACAAACGACAAUCUCAUUAUCAAUGUCUUCAACAGUUUAGAUGAACCCUUUCUCAUAUCCUGGAAUGGGAUCCAGCAGAGAAGGAAUUCAUUUGAGGAUGGUGUAUUUGGAACAACAUGUCCAAUUCCACCAGGGAAGAAUUUCACUUACAUACUUCAAGUGAAAGAUCAAAUUGGAAGUUUUUACUAUUUUCCAUCUCUUGCAUUUCACAAAGCAGCUGGUGGUUUUGGAGGUAUUAGGAUACUGAGUAGGCCAAGAAUUCCAGUUCCUUUUCCUGAUCCGUCUGGUGAUUACACUGUGCUUAUUGGUGAUUGGUACAAGUCCAACCAUACGACUCUAAAAGCCCAUCUUGAUAAUGGAAAGAAGCUUCCUAUACCUGAUGGAAUCCUCAUCAAUGGUCGCGGCCCUAAUGGAUUAUCUUUCAACGUCGAACAAGGAAAGACUUACAGGCUUAGGAUAUCAAAUGUGGGAUUACAACAUUCCCUUAACUUUCGAAUUCAGAAUCACAAAAUGAAGUUGGUAGAAGUUGAAGGGACACACACUCUUCAAACUACGUACUCCUCACUUGAUGUUCAUGUCGGACAAUCCUAUUCAGUGCUAGUAACUGCUGAUCAACCUUCUCAAGACUACUACAUUGUGGUUUCCACAAGAUUCUCGGCGAAGAUCCUCACCACUACUGGCGUACUUCGCUAUAGUAACUCUGCAGGCCCGGUAUCAGGCCCGCCUCCUGGUGGACCGACGAUUCAAGUUGAUUGGUCUUUGAACCAGGCCCGCUCAAUCAGGACUAACCUUACAGCGAGUGGACCAAGGCCUAAUCCCCAAGGAUCCUACCAUUACGGGCUCAUAAACACGACCAAGACAAUCAUUCUGUCUAGUUCACCUGGUCAAGUUAACCGCAAGCAAAGAUACGCGAUUAAUAGUGUAUCAUAUGUUUCUCCAGACACACCUCUUAAGCUCGCUGACUACUUCAAAAUUUCCGGCGUUUUUCGCGUUGGAAGCAUAUCGGAUAGGCCCACUGGUGGUGGCAUUUACCUUGAUACAUCUGUUUUGCAAGCCGAUUACAGAUCUUUCAUUGAGAUUGUCUUCCAAAACAACGAGAACAUCGUUCAGAGCUAUCAUCUUGAUGGCUACUCUUUCUUUGUGGUUGGUAUGGAUGGAGGACAGUGGACAACUUCUAGCAGAAACAAUUACAAUCUCCGAGACGCAGUCGCGCGAUGCACCACUCAGGUAUAUCCUUAUUCAUGGACUGCUAUUUAUGUUGCUCUCGACAACGUUGGAAUGUGGAACUUGAGGACUGAGUUUUGGGCGCGACAGUACCUUGGCCAACAGUUUUAUUUGCGCGUUUACACAACAUCAACUUCAAUCAGAGAUGAGUUUCCUAUUCCAAAGAAUGCGCGACUCUGUGGUCGGGCAAGUGGGCGUCAUACACGACCCCUUUGA